AUGAGGGACUAUUUAGCUUUGCACACAGGCACCUGGUUUUCACAAGGCGGCAGCUGCAGCAGUGAAAUCGCGGAGACCGUGGUGGACACUGGGCAGCUGAUCACCAAGCCCCAGAACCUGAAUGAUGCCUACGGGCCGCCCAGCAACUUCGAGAUCGAUGUGAGCAACCCGCAGACAGUGGGGGUCGGCCAGGGCCGCUUCACCACCUACGAAAUCAGGGUCAAGACAAAUCUGCCUAUUUUCAAGCUGAAGGAAUCUACUAUUAGAAGAUACAGUGACUUUGAGUGGCCGCAAAGUGAAUUAGAAAGAGAGAGCAAGGUUGUAGUUCCCCCGCUGCCUGGAAAAGCAUUUUUGUGUCAGCUUCCUUUCAGAGGAGAUGACGGAAUAUUUGAUGAUAAUUUUAUUGAAGAAAGGAAGCGGGGGCUGGGGCAGUUUAUAAACAAGCUCGCUGGUCAUCCUCUGGCACAGAAUGAACGUUGUCUUCACAUGUUUUUACAGGACGAAAUUACAGAUAAAGGCUAUACUCCAUCUAAAACAAGACAUGCCCGAAAUUUGGUGAGAAGGGGCAACAAAACACAAACAAAACAACUUUCCGUGACUAUUAAUGAUUCGUGUGCACCAGCGAAGAAGUUCUAUCUAACUUUUAGCAUGCCGCACGGAAACGGGUAUAACAUGCCUUCAGUAUACUAA
Molecule: messenger RNA, 690 nt
Organism: Lynx canadensis (Canada lynx)
Lineage: Eukaryota; Metazoa; Chordata; Mammalia; Carnivora; Felidae
Product: sorting nexin-3-like
Biological process (GO): late endosome to Golgi transport; endocytic recycling
Cellular component (GO): retromer complex; early endosome membrane
Molecular function (GO): phosphatidylinositol-3-phosphate binding
Source: RefSeq, a predicted model, not a curated record